UACAAGCGUGCUACGUCACGGCCCAGUCUUCCGUGCCUCAGCAGGCACCCUGGUGCCCCGCCCUCACCCCAAGUGCGUCACACGCACGCAGUACGCAAAUGCAAAAGCUCCUGGUGUUCUGGAGCCAGCCUCCUGAGGACUUGAGGGAGAGUUGUUUUAUGGCGGGUUAGCCGUGCACUUAGGCACCGGAACUUAACUUAUUAGCUGCUUGAGCUUGCUGGCUGUGCUCUAAAUGAAGUAAUUGAUCCCGUCGCAUCCCGGUUCCAUUCACUUAUUUACAAAAUUUUGUCGGGCACUUUGUUUUAGUAAGUAGAACUAACAUUUUGCAAUGGAGGCUCCCCCAGUCACAACAAUGCCUGUAUCUGGAGGAACUAUUAACAUGAUGGAGUACUUACUGCAAGGUAGUAUUCUUGACCAGGGUCUAGAGAGCCUCCUCCAUCGUUUACGUGGUUUAUGUGACAAUAUGGAACCUGAGACAUUUGCAGAUCAUGAGAGUGUCUACCUUCUCAAGGGUCAGCAGGCCAGCCCCUUUGUGCUACGAGCACGUCGCCCUUUGGAUCGGCCAGGUGCUCCAUGGCACCUUAGGUAUCUGGGUCAGCCUGAGGCUGGAGACAGAAGCCGCCACACGCUAGUGCGUAAUUGUGUUGACAUUGCCACCUCAGAUGUUCUUCCUGAAUUUCUGCAGGAGAUGGGCUUUCGUAUGGACCAUGAGUUUGUGGCACGCGGCCACUUGUUCAGGAAAGGGGUUAUGAAGGUGGCAGUGUACAAGGUGUUUCGGGUGUUGGUAGCAGGAGCAGCAGAGGGUGCUGAACCCUUGUCACUUUCAUACCUUGUAGAGCUUAGUGCAGUGGCGCCAGCUGGUCAAGACAAUAUAGCUGAUGAAGUCAGGGGGUUUGCAGAACAGCUCAGACCACUCGUGCAGCUGGAGAAAAUAGACCCUAAACGUCUGAUGUAAAGGGGACAUUCCAAAAAACAAGACUCAAGAUUGUGUGUUUCUGGUGAAAACCGUUUACACUGCCAUAAUUCAUUGGUUUUUCUCAUGAGCUGAGAUGGCAUGAAAUUCCUCUUGACUGUAAAGGGACCAAUGUCAAGUUCUGCUGGUUUCAUUGUGACACAGAACAGCAUCUGCCACUGUAUUGUGCAGACCAGAAAUAGAAUGAUCUGUUUUAUUAUUAAAUUUGUUUUAUUUUUCC
This is a messenger RNA of Xenopus tropicalis (tropical clawed frog), 1193 nucleotides long. RefSeq names its product mediator complex subunit 18 (gene med18). Gene Ontology annotation, molecular function: transcription coregulator activity. Gene Ontology annotation, biological process: regulation of transcription by RNA polymerase II. Gene Ontology annotation, cellular component: mediator complex; nucleus. Lineage: Eukaryota; Metazoa; Chordata; Amphibia; Anura; Pipidae. The record is from RefSeq and is a predicted model, not a curated record. The transcript is spliced from 3 exons. Bases 329 to 955 code for a protein of 208 amino acids.